CCGCCUCUGAGAGUCCUGCAUAUGGAACGAGACGGUCGAGACGCUUCCGAUCGAUCGUCAAUAUUUUGGCGAAAAAAGAGCGUGAAAUUCGCGCCGAUUCACCGCGCGUAUGUCGAGAAAAAAACAAUCAUAUCUGUAAUCAAUUAUCCGCGGACGAUUAGCGCCCUGAAAUCUGAUUUGAUGGUCAGUCAUUGAAGAGUGUCCUUUGCAUCACCACUAGUUCAGUGUUAGGCACCAGUAUAGAUUAUGGCUCAGUUAUCAGUAUCGCAGAUGCUUGGUUGGCUGUUCCUAGUCUCCAUGUACCCGUCUUCAACACCCGGCAAAGUCCCACCUACGAGCGCGGAAAUGCGGCAGUUUUCCAGCCCCACAACGGACUGCGCAGGCGCCGACAGCUGCAGCGAAUCUUCUUCGGAAGAGGACGAAUGCAUCGGGCCGGACUGCGUCAUCAGUGACGUCAUCGGCACGCGAAGGAAACGCUCUGACGUCACACUGGCUCCCGGAAGCCCCGAAGACACAACCAUCUGGGACGUCAUCAGGACCCGAAAAAAACGCUCCGACGCCACAUUGGUACCCAAGAAGACCGAUGACACCCUCAGCAGUGACAUCAUCGGCACGCGAAAGAAACGUUCUGAGGUCAUAUUGAUAGAGAUUUCUAGCCCGACGGCACACUGCGAUGACGCGGACCCCUGCAGUGAAUCAUUUUCGGAAGAGGACGAAUGCAUCGGAGAUUGCGUCAUCAGUGACGCCAUCAAAACCCGAAAAAAACGCUCUGCCGUUGCACAGGUCCCCCAGCGAACCACAAGUGACGUCAUCGGCACUCAAAAUACACUCUCUGACGUCGGAUUGGUGCCCGGGCAAGCCGAGGGCAUCCUUCUCAGUCACAUCGUCGGCGCCCGAAGGAGACGCUCCGACGACACACAAACUCCCGGAGAUAAUCUCAUUAGUGACGUCAUCAGCACCCGGAAGAAACGUUCUGACGUCACGUUGGUGCCCGGAAAAACCGGCGACGCGACAUGCGCGGACGGAAGCUGCGCUAAAACCGGUUACGGCGUCAUACUCGUGACGUGCGCCGGUGAUAACUGCGGGGGCCCACCCCCGUGCACCUCGGGCUCCUGCGGGGGGCCACCCCCGUGCACCUCGGGCUCGUGCAAGCGCCACGCCCCGGGCCCACCCCCAGGCAAGUGCCCCGGGGACUAUUGCGGGGGCCCGCCCGUGCACUGCGCCGGCGGGGGGUGCGGUAAAAGGUGCCCGGGGGGCCAGUGCAAGCGGCACCCGGGGCCCCCUCCGGCGGGCUGCCGAAGCGGGCGCUGCGGGCCCCCGCCCCCACCGUCCGACUGCUAUGGGGACGAUUGCGACUAUGGGCCCCCGAGCUGCCCGGGGGGCCAGUGCAAGAGACACCCGGGGCCCUACCCUGGAGGGUGUCCGGGGGGCAAGUGCGGAGGGGGCUACGGACCGGGCGGGUGUCCCCCCGGGAAGUGUGGGGGGUACGGGGGGUGUCAUGGUGGUGGCUGUGGAAAAUGAGUAUGAUUAAUUUUUUGACGUCAUACACACUGAAGAAAAGUAUGGUAUUUUUUACCGUACUCAGACACAGUGAUACGAGUACAGGAAUAAACACCAGGUUCUAUGAUAGUAUUUACCAUAUCAUGGUAGGUAUCACCAGAGUUCUAGUAAAUACUACUAUAAUUCUGGUUAUUUUCACUAAAAAGUAUCACUGUAUAAAAAGUCAAGUAGACUAGUAGUAGAUGUUACCAUACGUUUUCUUCAGGGCAGCGAUAUGAGAGGGAUUAUGAAUAUAAUUAGGAUAGUCGUGCAAAUAUUUCGAUGUUGGUUUAAUGUGAUUUUAGACAGGAAUGUUUUUCCCAUUAUAAUUCGGCGAACUUCCAUUUUUCUUGAUAAAAGCUAAUUUAAAUUGCAAAAUUUUUAUGCCAUGAUAACGUAUCCUAUGAAUUGGGUGACUGUUCUAGAGAACUCAUUUUCACCAAAAAUGACUUGAGCAUAACAGCGGUUGUUUUAUUAAACCGUUUUAAGCGUUAAUGAUUCGUGAAGGUAUCCAAGUAUCCUGCUUUUUGAAAGUUUUCAAAAGUAGUCGAAAGAUGUCUACCUCUAAAACAUACAUUGAGGCAAAUGUUAGUAAUUAGUUAUCGUACAUUUUUUUUCGAACAUGGGUUAAAAAAACAGUUUACGUGUAUUUGAUGAAGCGUUCUUGCAUGGCCCGUUGAAUUAAAGAAUUUAGUGUCAAAGGGAUGAAAGUAGAUGCUCGUGUAAAAAAAAAAAAAAAAAAAAAAAAAAAAAAAAAAAAAA
This is a messenger RNA of Bemisia tabaci, 2301 nucleotides long. RefSeq lists its product as uncharacterized. The record is from RefSeq and is a predicted model, not a curated record. Lineage: Eukaryota; Metazoa; Arthropoda; Insecta; Hemiptera; Aleyrodidae.